AUGCUCACCAGAACCCCAAGUGUCGUUGCCCAAGUGUUCCUUCUUCUAAGCAUAGUUCUUGUCAUUGCUAUCGCAGUGAUUCAGAUAAAUCAGCAACAGAUCCUCUCCCCAGGGCUUAAGUAUGGGAUAGUCCUAGAUGCUGGAUCCUCUCGGACUACAGUCUACGUCUAUGAAUGGCCAGCAGAAAAAGAAAAUGACACGGGUGUAGUAAGCCAAACCUUCAAGUGCAAUGUGAAAGGCCCUGGUAUAUCCAGCUAUGAAAGUAACCCUGGAGCUCUUGCCAAACCCUUUGAUGACUGUCUGAAUAAAGUCAAGGAGAGAAUACCAGUUAAUCUGCAUAAAAACACUUCUGUUUAUCUGGGGGCUACAGCUGGCAUGAGACUACUGAGGUUGCAAAAUGAAACGGCAGCCAAUGAAGUCCUUGCAAGCAUUCAAAACUACUUCAGAGCACAACCUUUUGAAUUUAGGGGUGCACAAAUCAUAACUGGGCCAGAGGAAGGGGUGUAUGGAUGGAUAACAGCCAACUAUUUAAUGGGCAAUUUCUUAGAGAGAAACCUUUGGAGGACAUGGGUCCAUCCUUAUGGAAAAGAGACUGUGGGUGCACUGGAUCUUGGAGGAGCUUCCACUCAAAUUUCAUUUAUCCCAGAGGACUCUCAGGAGAAUUUCAAUAGCACCUUGCAAGUGAAGUUGUAUGGUUACAGCUACAAUGUCUACACUCACAGCUUCCAGUGCUAUGGGAGAGAUGAAGCUGAGAAAAGGCUUCUAGCAUUGCUGCUCCAG
Messenger RNA from Balearica regulorum gibbericeps (East African grey crowned-crane), 780 nucleotides. NCBI's taxonomy places the organism in Eukaryota, Metazoa, Chordata, Aves, Gruiformes, Gruidae. The record is from RefSeq and is a predicted model, not a curated record.